Messenger RNA from Haliotis rufescens (red abalone), 3148 nucleotides. RefSeq names its product probable galaptin lec-8. Bases 1193 to 1678 code for a protein of 161 amino acids. NCBI's taxonomy places the organism in Eukaryota, Metazoa, Mollusca, Gastropoda, Lepetellida, Haliotidae. The record is from RefSeq and is a predicted model, not a curated record. The transcript is spliced from 5 exons. Gene Ontology annotation, molecular function: carbohydrate binding.
AAGGUGUAAAGUGGUUUUCACAACAUCCAAGAAACCAUGAAUAAAUCUUAUAUGGUAUCUGUGGUAAACUGUGAGUUUACCAAUUAAAUUUACUGACAAGAAAUACGCCAUUGAUGUUCAAAAAUACGUCAUAGAUGUUUAGAAAUACGGUACUGGUGUUCGGAAAUACGAUAUUGUAUGUACAUAAAUACGCUACUGGAAAAAACGGUAUUUUUCAGAAAAUAUUCUACUGAUAUUCUGAAAGUCGCUAUAGGUGUAAAGAAAUAUGCCAAUAGUGUUCAGAAAUACGGGGUUGUUCAGACACAUGCUAUUGCAUUAUGAAGUAUGCCAUUGAUUUUCAGACAUAAGCUAUUGGUGCUCAGAAAUACGCCAUUGAUGUUCAGAAAUAAGCUAUUGAUGUUCAGAAAUACGCCAUUGAUGUUCAGAAAUAAGCUAUUGGUGUUCAGAAAUACGCCAUUGAUGUUCAGAAAUAAGCUAUUGAUGUUCAGAAAUACGCCAUUGAUGUUCAGAAAUAAGCUAUUGAUGUUCAGAAAUACGCCAUUGAUGUUCAGAAAUAAGCUAUUGGUGUUCAGAAAUACGCGAUUGAUGUUCAGAAAUAAGCUAUUGAUGUUCAGAAAUACGCCAUUGAUGUUCAGAAAUAAGCUAUUGGUGUUCAGAAAUACGCCAUUGAUGUUCAGAAAUAAGCUAUUGGUGUUCAGAAAUACGCGAUUGAUUGGUUUUAAUGCACAUAACAAGGAUGGGGAUAACAUGUUCAAAGUAACAGCAACAGCUUGUAAAGUAGUGUUGAGUGGAACAGGGCUAUGGAUUAUGCUCUGCUUCACCAGCAUAGAAGAACCUCCUGUAGCCUUAUCACCACGAGGGGCAAAUAAGCGGUAAGAACUCAACUGUCGGAUAUAAAAUUGAUCUGAGUUUUUAAGGCAUGUUUCCCCAUCGAUCAGUCUGCACAACACAAUCAUCGUGACAACGUUCAAGGGGUUUAUAUGCACUUCCCGUCAUUCAGUCUCUCGCCGGUGCCUGUUCAGCGAAGUCUUGCGGCCAGAAAGCGUGUCACCUUGAUCGACUUGGUCGUACAGCAUGCGUGCGGGAGUUCCAGGGAUGCGAUGAACCACCGACCCUGACCAAUGGGACGAGAGAGUAUGACGGUGUAUACCUGGGGGCUGUAGCAACAUACACGUGUUUUCCUGACUUCCUCAUGUGCCGCAACAGCAGCAGUGUUUGCAAAGCAAGUAGAAAAUGGAGCGGUUGGGUCGGUCCUUGUGAUAGAUACAGAUGGGACAACCCUGACGUGACCAGAUUGAGCAUGCCGUGUAAGCCUGUGAGCAGAUUCAAACUAACCCUGUACGUCACACCAACUGCUGCCACAAGGAUGGUUGUGUCUGUACGCGGAAAUGGAGGUAACAGGUUGUGUCACUAUGAGUUUCGAAUGGAUACCAGCGCCGUGGUGAUCAACACGCGUAACUCAACACGCCAAUGGGGGUCAGAAAUAAGGUUGACACACGUUCCGCUGGCGUUGGGAGUUCAGUCUGUGAUGGAAAUAACACUGGAGGAAGGAAUUUACAGACUUUCAGUGAAUGGAAAUGGCAUCUACAACUUCACAGAAAGAUACCCUGACGUCAGUCCGCGAAAUGUCGAUGUUGAAGGCGACGUUCGCAUGAAAUCAGCAGAAAUAACAUUGUGACGUGGUGUCCUCUUCAUCGUGUGAAUUAGACUGACUUUAAAGACUGUUGGCCAGCUCAUGAUACCGCUUCAAAUAAAUGCCUUUUUCUAAUGGGGCAAAACUAUGUAUGUGCAAAUCAGUGCGCAAAUUAAUAUUUUUUGUUGGUAUGUUAUAUGUAAGCAUAAAGCAUGAUGAUGUAAAUGCAAUUUUCCAAACACAUAUAUGAUUCCCAUCUAUGCGUUUACAUACCAAGCCCCAAGCAGGCAAUACAGUGCAUGAAUAUACACCAAUAAACGGCGACUAACAGGAUCGGGUGGUGAGGCUUGCUGACUUGUCAUUGUAUCCCAAUUGCAUGGAUCGAUGCUCAUGGUGUCUUACGACAAGCAUAGUCGCCUUUUACGGCAAGCAUGGGUUGCUGAAGACCUAUUCUACCCCGGAUCUUCACAGGUUUAGUAUGUUGUGAGCGCACAGACAUACACUGAACUACAUGGUAAGUUUUAGAUUUAAAAAGCCGGAAGAAUAUGUGUUCUUUUUCCAUCCAGAAAUUGUUUGUUAAACAAUUAAUAAAACGCAAAGACAGCAAAAUGGCCACUACCGCAUUCAUCAAUCUGUUUGCUAACAUUAACUCAAUUUACAUUUUGAUCUCGAAUUUGCUAUCUGUGUACAUUGAUUCGGUCUUUUAGUGUUACUCACAUAACAUGCUGACAAUAUCGCCCACUUGUUAAAGCAUAUAUAAUAAAGCAUAUAUAACAUCUUUACUGCGCCAGUUCUUGUUUUUUUUACAUUAAAUAGUUUUAUCUUCGCAAAAUCUAAUUUUGCAGUCUUCAAUUAUUAUUUGGCAAGUUCCACAUCGAGGUGUGUGACAUUUUGUUACACUGACGGUAUGUUUUAUUUUAUGAGUAUUGAGAUGGACAGAGAAUUUGUUUGAGAUUUCUAGGCCGUCUGGUGGUGCAUAUAGGUUUACCCUUACACAUUUGUUCAAACUUUGCUGCAAAAUUGGAAGAUUGGCUUUCAUAAGGGUCACAAUUGUACAGUUAUUAGGAUUGUAAGUACACACAAAUGGAAUGAUGUCAGUGUCUUUAUCUGUUUCUUUUUGUUUCAUCAGUUUUUUUAUCGUGGAUUUGCAUUGGUUUAUUUACAGCGUCUGCAACCACUUCACAUGGAUAUCCUUAUAGUUGUAGACAGGUCUUUAGUUCGUUUAGUCUUUUAGUUCUAUUCAUUGAGCAUGUGCAGCAGUUCCAUUGGUGUGACACCGAUUACAAUCUCCCAAUAGCACUCAACAUGACCUUGACUAGCACCCGUUUAGAACAUUCCAAUAUCUCUGGCUUGACGUUAAUAUUCAGAAUUCGACGCAGUGUUUCAUUCAGGUGCCCCUUCCAAAGUGCUAUUGUCAAUUGGUUUAAACACUACGUGUGCAAACAUGUAAGUAAAGACAAGUUACGAGUGUAAAUACAGCUACAAACAUUUCCCAAAUCAUAAAAAAAUAUGUAC